Molecule: messenger RNA, 414 nt
Organism: Cooperia oncophora
Lineage: Eukaryota; Metazoa; Nematoda; Chromadorea; Rhabditida; Trichostrongylidae
Source: the annotation of a GenBank genome assembly
AUGAAGCUCACCGUUUUCGCCCUAAUCGCUUUGUUCACCAUCGCCUUACCUACCGUUUCAUCGCUGGACAUUAUUUGUGGCAUGUGCAAGAGUGUAGCUGGCACUGUCCUAGCAGUGGUCGAAAAAGGAGGAAACGCGGUUGAGGCAAUCAACGAUAAGUGCACAAAAAGCGCUCCAGCUUUUAUGACUUCCAUGUGCGAACUCAUUUUUGGCAAAGUUGAAAGAUUCAAAGGAAGGGCUCAAAGCAUCACACCUGAACAAGCUUGUGCGAAGUUCAGAGCUUGUUCGAUGACGGAAGAGACGAAACAGAGCCAGCCGGAGUCAGUGGUGGCGGGGAAUGUCCAGUAUUCGAAAGUCCUACAGCCAGAAAGUUCGGAAGAAAAGCAAGAUCCACAUGAUCCACAGGAUUACUAG